Messenger RNA from Mucor velutinosus, 1083 nucleotides. Its product is annotated as serine/threonine-protein kinase gin4. Gene Ontology annotation, molecular function: branched-chain-amino-acid:2-oxoglutarate transaminase activity. Bases 1 to 1083 code for a protein of 360 amino acids. Gene Ontology annotation, biological process: branched-chain amino acid metabolic process. The transcript is spliced from 4 exons. The record is from RefSeq and is a predicted model, not a curated record. NCBI's taxonomy places the organism in Eukaryota, Fungi, Mucoromycota, Mucoromycetes, Mucorales, Mucoraceae.
AUGUCUACCACAAAGCCUGUUACACCUCCCUCAUCUACCUUUGACUUUUCGAGCAUGGGCUUCCAGUACAGAGAUAUCAAUGGUUACGUGAAAUACACAUGGACCGAAGAAACUGGAUGGAGCAAAGGCACCAUGGAGAAAGAUCCCAUGUUGCAUGUUCAUAUGUGUGCAACUGGCCUUAAUUAUGGCCAACAGUGUUUCGAAGGCAUGAAGGCUUUCCGUGAUGCCGAAGGUCGUGUUCGUAUUUUCCGUCCUUAUGUCAAUGCUGCAAGAAUGGCACGUAGUGCAGACAUGGCUUUCAUGCCUACUAUCCCUGAGGAUGUCUUUGUUGAAGGAGUUCGUCGCUGUGUUGAAGCAAAUCUCGAAUAUGUGCCUCCCAAGGAAACUGGUGGAUCUCUCUACAUUCGUCCUCUCCUGUUUGGUAGUGGUCCCUACAUUGGCAUGGGCGCUGCUCCAGAGUUCACAUUUGUUGUAUUUGCUAUGCCUGUUGGAUCCUUCUAUACUGGCGGUGUUCAGCCUGUGGAUGCUAUUGUCAUUGAAGAUUUCGACAGAAGUGCUCCUAAUGGUACUGGUGGAACCAAGUUGGGUGGUAAUUAUGCUCCUACUUUUGGCCCCAUUAUGAAGGCCAAGAAGGCUGGUUAUGCUCUUACUCUUCAUCUUGAUUCCAAGACGCACACCAACAUUGAUGAAUUCUCCACCUCCAACUUUGUUGCUCUUACAUACCCUGAUGCCAAUGGCGUUCGUACCUUUGUCACACCCGACUCCAACUCAAUUUUAAGAUCUGUCACUCGUCUCUCGCUCGAGGAUAUUGCAAAGAAGUUGGGAUGGAAGGUUGAAGAAAGAACUGUUGCAUUGAAGGAGGUUGAGGAAGGUAAAUUCGAGGAAGUUGCUGCUUGCGGUACUGCUGCCAUCAUCACACCUGUCAAGAAGAUUGUUCGUGGCGAUCAAACCAUUUUGAUUGGCAGUAAAGAGCAAUCUGAAAUUGGCGAGGGUUUUAAGAAGUUGUACGAUGAGUACCGUGGUAUUCAAAGUGGCGAUAUUGAGGACACCUUUGGCUGGAUGUGGCCCAAGGAAGGAUUGUAA